AUGGCACUCCCGACUUGUGGGACAGUGCUGGCCGGCCCUCGUCCUGCCACAGCCAGCACCCAUAAGGUACCCACCCUCCUGUCCCAAGCGAACACACCCAGCUCCCUCCGCACCCGUGGCUGGAAGCCAGCGGCCACGCGGAGCGGGGUGACCGUGACCCCGCGGAAGCCACCGCAGCUCCGAAGCAAAGGGGAUCGAGGUCCCGCAGCUCCUCGGAGGGGCGGGGGGAGGCGGCUCCCGAGCCCCGCAGAGAACAAAGUUAGCAGCGCGCCAGCGCUCACGCCCGGUGCCAUCUGCUCGGGCAGAGCCGGGCUCCGGGGCUGCCGGGGGAGCCGCCCGCCCCGGGGGUCCUGCCACGCCGCUGCCACCCGCCGCCGGCUUCGUCCCGGCACCACGAGCUCUCCCGUAGCCCUUUCCCCGUCGUUCCCACGCGAGCAUCGCCAGCUCCACCGCGAGAGGGGGGUCACCGCUGGCUCCGCCGCACCGGCAGCCCCUUCGGAAGGGCGACCCGGACCCCCAAACCCCACCCCCAGACCCGACCCGAACCCGACCCUGGGUGUCCGGGACGGCGACGCACGGCGGGGAGAGCGGCACAUCCCGGACCGCACCGACGGAGCGCCCCACCGUGCAGCACCCCGGGGAGGCACCGCGGCCACCGGCACCUGGGAGCGCACCCCAGCCCGCGCCCCCCGCCGAGGAGCCCUGCCGGUGCCGGUGCGGAGCUGUGGCUUUAAGAGCGACCGCUCCGGGGCCAUGUGCUCGGCGCCAAACAAAAGCAAUAACAAAGGCGGCCGCCGGACCCCGCCGCCGCCGCCCGGGGCAGGUGCUGUCGGGGGUCCGGGGGGCGGCCCCCGCCCCCGCCCCGCUCCCGCCCCCCCCCGGUCUGCACGUACCUGCACCGAUGGCCUGGGCCGCCGCUCCGGUGCCGCUGCGGCGCCCCCGCCCCCUCCCUCCCGCCGCUCUUUGUUCGCCGACGCCGGGCCCGGGCCUGCCCCCCCCGCCGGCCCGCCGCCGGCCCUCCCCUCCCUCCCUCCCGCCCGCCUCCCGCCGGGCCGGCCCCCUCCCCGCCGCCGCUGUUUCCGGUGCCUCUUUGUUUUCCGCGGCGCGGGGCGGCCGCGGCGGGCCGGGGUGCGUGCGGGGUGCCUGUCCCUUUAA
Sturnus vulgaris (Common starling) is the source of this 1155-nucleotide messenger RNA. The record is from RefSeq and is a predicted model, not a curated record. Lineage: Eukaryota; Metazoa; Chordata; Aves; Passeriformes; Sturnidae.